AUGUUCCGUAUGUUCGCCACCGUGUGGGCAAUCUCUGUCUAUCUCUCUCUCUCUCUCUCGCUCUCUGUCUCUCGCUCGCUCUCUCUCUCUCUCUCUCUCUGUCUCCCUCUCUCUCUCUUUCUCUGUCUUAGAGGAAGAGGUGGGGCUGUUGGAUUCCUUAAGGUUGGAUACAAGAAGCUCUUUCUCCUGGACCAGCGGGGGGCGCACAUAGAGACAGAGCCAUUGUGUGUGUUAGAUUUUUACAUCACAGAGAACCUACAGAGACAUGGCUGUGGGCUGGACCUGUUCAACUUCAUGCUGCAGCAUAAGAAGGUGGAGCCGGAGCUGUUGGCCUAUGAUAGGCCUUCCCCUAAGUUCCUGGCUUUUCUCGGAAAACACUUUAAUUUAAAAGAGGGCGUUCCUCAGGUGAAUAACUUUGUGGUCUUCAACGGCUUCUUCAAGAGCACAUCGGCGGUCCCAUUGAGAAAGGUUCCCCCCAGAAAGCCCGAGGGAGAGAUCAAGCCGUACUCUCUAGUGGAGAGAGAUGUGGUCCGAGAGGAGCAGCGAGUCCCCCCCUGGCCGUUCGUUCGCCCCGGGGGUCCCCUCCCCUCCCCACCCGUGUCCCGCUCCCUCAGUGUGGGAUCCUCCCCCAGCAGGGCUCCCCCCACCGCGCUGCACGCACACACCCAUCUCAGCGACAACUACAGGGCAAGACGCACCAGUUCUCUUAAUCGAUCGCGGCUCAGCUUCCAAUGACUCCUCUCUCCAGCCCGCCUCUCUGCUGGCUGUGGGUUUUUAACGACCUUUAGUUCGUUAUUUAGUCUUACCGAAAUUGUUUAAAUGAAGGUUUUUCCACUGAACACUGAUUACAUUUACUGAUUAAAAAGAUGAAUUGAUGAGGAAAUGCCUGAAUUGCCUUUUCAUGCCUGAACAGUCUGAGGCAUGAAAUGAAGAGAAAAGGUUUGUUUUUAAGAGCUGCUCCUGUAAGUAUUCUGUCCAGGGCAGUGUGUGUACCAUGUGCCCUUUUACAAUAGAUCCAGCUCUCUGUAGCCAUUUGAAUGCUGAGUUUCUACAUAGAGAGUUUCUACCGCUGAUGUUUUUAGUGUUUGGUUUGAACCUGAGACUCUGAGACGACAGUGAGCGCGAUGAAAAAAGCAAAUAAAAAGAGAUGAUGUCA
This is a messenger RNA of Clupea harengus (Atlantic herring), 1156 nucleotides long. RefSeq names its product alpha tubulin acetyltransferase 1 (gene atat1). Bases 1 to 735 code for a protein of 244 amino acids. Lineage: Eukaryota; Metazoa; Chordata; Actinopteri; Clupeiformes; Clupeidae. Gene Ontology annotation, molecular function: tubulin N-acetyltransferase activity. Gene Ontology annotation, biological process: alpha-tubulin acetylation. The record is from RefSeq and is a predicted model, not a curated record. The transcript has 8 exons. Gene Ontology annotation, cellular component: microtubule.